Molecule: messenger RNA, 1491 nt
Organism: Trypanosoma brucei brucei TREU927
Lineage: Eukaryota; Euglenozoa; Kinetoplastea; Trypanosomatida; Trypanosomatidae
Product: phenylalanyl-tRNA synthetase alpha subunit
Exons: 1
Coding region: 1-1491 (496 amino acids)
Biological process (GO): phenylalanyl-tRNA aminoacylation
Cellular component (GO): phenylalanine-tRNA ligase complex; cytoplasm; cytosol
Molecular function (GO): tRNA binding; ATP binding; phenylalanine-tRNA ligase activity
Source: RefSeq, a predicted model, not a curated record
AUGAGUACCAUGGAGAACACCAUUCUGAAAGCCCUUGUGGGAAGCGAGGUCAUUAAAUCUGAUGUAUUGGCUCAGGAACUGGGAGUUGAUCACCAGGUGGUCGUUGGUGCCAUUAAGUCGCUGGAAGCAGGUGGUUAUGUAACGAGUGAAAUAGAGAAGAGACCCACGUGGAAAUUAACCGCCGAAGCAAUUAAAAUUUGUGAGGAGGGAAGCCCCGAGUUCCAACUUUGGGAACUACUCGCGGCAGGGGAGAUGCCUCAGGAUGCCGUCGCAGGGAAACUAGGCCGAGAUGUCACGGCUGUUGCACUGUCAAAUGGUAUGAAGACAAAAACGUUCGUGUUGAGGAAAGAAGAUGGAAAGGUAAUUAUCAACCGCUCUCCAAGCGUGUCAUCCUUCCGGGAUACAACACGUCUUGUUCUUUCCGACGCAGCCCGCAACCAACACAUUGAUCCCAAAGAUGGUGACAUGCUCAAGAAGCGCAAACUGGCAACACUUGAAGAUAUAAAAGUGUUUAGUGUUAGACGUGGGCCCAGUUUCGCUCCAGAGGUUCGUGGAAAGGCCGCCGGGGACCUUACGAAGGAGAUGCUACUGGACGGUUCGUGGCGGACGACAGAGUUUAAGGCAUAUAACCUGGCUGCUGCUGGCCGUGAGGUGAGUUGUGGGCAGCUUCAUCCUUUACUGAAAGUACGACAGGAAUUUCGGGAGAUUUUUAUGGAGAUGGGCUUCCAGGAGAUGGAGACGGACCACUGGGUGGAGUCCUCCUUCUGGAAUUUCGACUCUCUCUUCAUCCCGCAGAACCAUCCUGCCCGUGACAUGCAGGAUACCUUCUUCAUUUCAAAACCCGCCACAAGCGAACUAAAGCAGCAGGACGUUGUGGAGAACGUGCGGAAGAUGCACGAAAAGAACUUUAAGUACACAUGGAAGGAGUCAGAAGCACGACGUAAUGUAUUGCGUACCCACACAACGAGUUGUUCAGCUUUCUGGUUGCAUCACUUGGCGCGCAACUCACCACUUCUACCAGAUGGCCGGCGCGCAUUCCGACCAGGGAGGUAUUACAGCAUUGACCGUGUCUUCCGCAAUGAGGAAAUGGAUCGUACGCACCUGUGUGAGUUUCACCAGAUUGAAGGAUGCGUUAUUGAUCGCAAUAUUUCUCUCGCCAACAUGAUGCACACCUUUGAACUGUUUUUCCGUCGGAUAGGUGUGGAGCGCCUACGUUUCAAACCAGUGUUUAAUCCCUACACGGAACCGUCCAUGGAAAUAUUUGGUUGGCACACGCAGCUGAAACGUUGGAUCGAGGUUGGAAACAGUGGAUUGUUUCGCCCAGAGAUGUUAGUGCCGCUCGGUUUCGACGAAGAUGUUACUGUUAUGGCGUGGGGGCUUUCACUGGAGCGGCCCACAAUGAUUAAAUACGGCCUCUCAAGUAUUCAUGAACUUUUUGGACAUAAGGUGGAUUUGCGUUUCAUCAGGAACUCAAAGCUAAUGCGUUUUUAG